AUGGCCACUGGACCUCUACUUCCUGCCACGAUCCGCCUGCCUCACCCAUAUCUCACUACCUACCGCAUCCAUGAGGUAAACAACAACGAAGCUCCCACACGCUACGGCACGAAGCUCCUCCAGAUCCGUUACGAACCUCGAAGCUCGGGAAAGACUCCUACCCAGAAAGAUGCAAGAGCGCCGCCUGAGCAGCUGCACAACAAUGUCUGCUUCUCCAACCCCGUACAAGAUCAAAGAGAAGACCAACUUCCUCCUGAAUCCAACAACUUCUUCUGGGGAAGAGUGAGGCGGGCACCAAAGGCCGACUUUGUGUGGAACGAGCCUUCAGCUCCAACAAUUGGGCAGGUAUGGCUCAUAUUAUACGCUCUCUUCUCCUUGCGACCAGAGCUCGAAUACUUCCGUUUGGGCCUAGUAGGCGUGGGACGAGAGCAAUUGGCGGAGGAGUUGAAGGCAGUGCAUCUUGCAUGCCAGCAUCCCGUGCCAGAGGGAAAGUCCAGCACUGACCCAGAUGCCUAUGUUGACGAGCUGGUCCUCCUACGAAGCACCUUCUGGCAAGGCGCUGGGUGUCCUUUCGGUCCACGGCCAGUGUGGGCACCAGACACCAACCAGAUCUCCGGUAGAGAGCUUGCCACUUUCCCUAUCCAGCCUCUCGACUACACCGCAAGCUGCAAAUUCCCCAGCGAGCGAGUCCAUGCCUUCCACCCGCGUCGACCGCAAAAGCCUGCGCCUGGAUCGAUCAUCUACAGCAGGUACAUUCCGCAUCUCGACGAGCAUUUCAGCAUGUAUGCGCUGGACUACAAUAACGAUGAGCAUCUCCGCCUAUUCAACCAAUGGCAGAAUGACCCCUUCGUGGCAGCUGGGUGGAAUGAGACGGGCACGCUGGAGCAGCACCGGGAGUACUUGAGAAAACUGCACGAGGAUGCACAUACCAUGACCGUAUUGGCAAAGUUUGAUGACACUUUCUUUGCGUACUACGAGAUCUACUGGGGCAAGGAGGACCACUUCGGUGUCUACGCCGAUGCGGGCGACUUCGAUCGUGGACGACAUUCCCUGGUGGGAGACACCCGCUUCCGUGGCAAGCACAGAGUCUCGGCUUGGUGGUCUAGCAUUAUCCACUAUCUCUUCCUCGAUGAACCCCGAACGCAGAGUGUCAUUGGCGAGCCCAAGAUGACCAACAGUACAGUUUUGAGUUAUGAUUUGAUGUGCGGCUUUGGCGUGAUGAAGUAUGUGGACUUGACUCACAAGAGGAGCGCUUGCAUGAAGGUGGGAAGGGAGAGAUUCUUCCAGUUGUGUCCCUUGCAUUUUGAUGGAGAAACAAAUGUGGGUGGGACAGGUAUCAAGUUGUUUGCAAAGUUAUAA
Zasmidium cellare ATCC 36951 is the source of this 1359-nucleotide messenger RNA. RefSeq lists its product as uncharacterized. Bases 1 to 1359 code for a protein of 452 amino acids. Lineage: Eukaryota; Fungi; Ascomycota; Dothideomycetes; Mycosphaerellales; Mycosphaerellaceae. The transcript has 3 exons. The record is from RefSeq and is a predicted model, not a curated record. Gene Ontology annotation, biological process: siderophore biosynthetic process.